Messenger RNA from Propithecus coquereli (Coquerel's sifaka), 2658 nucleotides. RefSeq names its product disintegrin and metalloproteinase domain-containing protein 21-like. Gene Ontology annotation, molecular function: metalloendopeptidase activity. Gene Ontology annotation, cellular component: external side of plasma membrane; plasma membrane; sperm head plasma membrane. The transcript is spliced from 2 exons. NCBI's taxonomy places the organism in Eukaryota, Metazoa, Chordata, Mammalia, Primates, Indriidae. Bases 255 to 2423 code for a protein of 722 amino acids. The record is from RefSeq and is a predicted model, not a curated record. Gene Ontology annotation, biological process: male gonad development; proteolysis.
GGCUUAUAUUUCCCUGUGUUCUGUGUAGUCUCAACUACAAAUCUUUGUUCAUUGACAAAGGGUGGUACAAACCAUCUAGACAGAAAGGGGCAUGGAAACUACUGUUUCUUUUACUGCAUUGCAGUUCUGAUGAUCCAACUCUGCCAGGACACAGAUCUAUAAAGGUCAGCCCUGCACCCUGAGCAGCUCAGGAGGAGCCAGACCAGCAGUUCCUCACACUCUGCACUCUUCUGCUCUGGACAGGUGGUGCCAUAAUGGUGGCUAUGGAGGCUGGAGCAUCCAUGAGAGUCACUCUACUGCUGCUCUGGCUUGGGGUGUCUCUGUACCCACCUGGCCUUUCCCAGGCUGGGCCCUCCGAACGCCUCAGCUCCCCAGAAGUAGUGAUUCCCUUGAAGGUAACCAGCAGAGGCAGAGGUGCAGACGCUCCGGGAUGGCUCUCCUAUAGCCUGCUGUUUGGGGGCCAGAGACAUAUUGUCCACAUGAAAGUCAAGAAGCUCUUGAUUUCCAGACAUUUCCCAGUGUUCACCUACACAGAGCAGCAUGCCCUCCUGGAGGAUCAGCCCUUUGUCCCUGAUGACUGUUACUAUCACGGCUACGUGGAGGGAGCCCCUGGGUCUCUGGUUGUUUUUAGCACCUGUUUGGGGGGCUUUCGAGGGGUGUUACAAAUAAAUGACCUCACUUACGAAAUUGAACCCAUCAGGCACUCUACCACAUUUGAACACCUGCUUUAUAAGAUAAACACUAAUGAGACACAAUUCCUUCCCAUGAGAUGUGGCUUAAAAGCAAAGGAAAUAGCAUUCCAACACUUGGAAUUCGAAGAGGUUGAGAACUCAGCUCUGAAACAAAAUUCUACUGGUAACUGGUGGACCCAUGCAUGGUUUCUGGAGCUAGUUGUGGUGGUCAACCACGAUUUCUUCAUUUACUUCCAAAGCAACUUCUCAAAUGUGCAAGAGGACGUAUUUCUUGUUAUCAACAUAGUGGAUUCCAUGUAUCAGCAGUUGGAUACUUAUGUAAUUUUGGUUGGGAUUGAAAUUUGGAAUCAAGGAAAUGUUUUUCCAAUAAUAAGUAUAGAACAGGUUCUGGAAGAUUUCUCUCACUGGAAACAAAUCAGUCUUUCCCAGAUACAGCAUGAUGCUGCACAUAUUUUCAUAAAAAAUCCUCUUAUAACUAUACUUGGUAUAGCCUAUGUUGCAGGAAUAUGUAGUCCUCCUAUUGAUUGUGGAGUUGAUAAUUUCCGAGGAGACACCUGGUAUCUUUUUGCCAACACUGUAACCCAUGAGUUAGGUCACACUUUGGGUAUGCAGCAUGAUGAGAAGUUCUGUUUUUGUGGGGAAAAAGGUUGCAUCAUGAGUGCUUUCAGAGUGCCAGCAGAGAAAUUCACCAAUUGCAGUUAUGCUGAUUUUAUGAAGACCACUUUAAACCAGGGAUCAUGCCUGCACAAUUUUCCAAGACCAGAGGAAGUCUUUAUGUUGAAGCGCUGCGGGAACGGCGUGGUUGAAAGAGAAGAGGAGUGUGACUGUGGAUCUGUACAGCAGUGUGAACAAGAUCCCUGUUGUCUGUUGAACUGCACUCUGAGGCCUGGUGCUGCUUGUGCUUUUGGGCUUUGUUGUAAAGACUGCAAAUUCAUGUCAUCAGGGGAACUCUGUAGACAACAGGUCAAUGAAUGUGACCUUCCAGAGUGGUGCAAUGGGACAUCCCAUCAAUGUCCAGAAGAUAGAUAUGUGCAGGAUGGGAUCCCCUGUAGUGACAGUGCCUACUGCUAUCAAAAGAGAUGUAAUAACCAUGACCUACAGUGCAGGGAGAUUUUUGGUAAAGGUGCAAAGAGUGCACCUUGGAAUUGCUAUAAAGAAAUCAACUCCCAGGGAAACCGUUUUGGUAACUGUGGUAUAAAUGGCACGGCAUACCUAAAAUGUAAUACCUCUGAUAUCUUUUGUGGGAGAGUUCAGUGUGAGAAUGUGGGAGCCAUUCCUUCUCUCCAAGAUCAUUCUGCUGUGCAGCACACUCACAUCAAUGGUGUCACCUGCUGGGGUAUCGACUAUCAUUUAGGAAUGGACAUCCCUGACGUUGGUGAAGUUAAAGAUGGCACUGCAUGUGGCCCAGGAAAGAUCUGCAUCCACAAGAAGUGUGUCAGUCUAUCUGUCCUGUCACAAGUCUGCCUUCCUGAGACCUGCAAUAUGAAGGGGAUCUGCAAUAACAAGCAUCACUGCCACUGUGGCUAUGGGUGGUCCCCACCCUACUGUCUGCUCAGAGGCUACGGAGGAAGUGUUGACAGUGGCCCAGCAUCUGCAAAAGGAAGAGUUUUCUUGCCACUAAUUGUGAUUUCUUCUUUGUCUGUUUUAAUUUUUCUGUGUACUGUUGGGCUUGUUAUGUAUCUUCGACAAUAUUCUGGUCCCCAGGAGCCUAAGGUUCACUCAUCAGGUUAAAAAAAUCUCUAAUUUACUAUCCCAUGCAUUAUUGAGUUUUGGUCUCUUAGCUGUAGAAAUGUUAGUACAUGCCUGAAACUGAGCACAUUUCUGACUGUUUAUUGAAAAAUGCAGGGAUCCUCCCUUCCAUCAGUAUCAGAAAUAUUGUGAUUAAGUACAAGUAAUUCCUAACAUGUUCCUACCUUCUGUUCAUUGGUUUAACGCAGCAAGUAAAUUUCCAUCUUAUCCUUUCUUU